CCUCUUUUGAUGAAUCGGCGCUUUCUGGUUAUGUUCGCCUUCAGGAAUUCGUUUCUUCUGUGAAAGAGUCGUGUGCCCCUCUGAUGGAAAGUUCGGCUAUCAAUGGCGGGGAAAGGGCCUCGAAAUCGUCUCUCUCCUUAGGUCCAUCCGCAAUCGCACUUGGAAAGAUAUCAAGUCGGUUCUAUCAACGGGUCUGCUUGAGUCCGCGAGCGGCUUAAAUGGCCGAUGAAAGUGGACUACUCUUCCUUUUCACAAGCUGAACGAACGAAAUUCGAGCACUCUUUCACCAACUUAUUGCGACUUGAAGAGUUUGGUUCCGAGAUCCAUAAUAAUGACGAGCACUCGAUGUCUGAUGAUGCCAUCAAAGGAUUAUAUCCUCUUCAAGCCCUGGUUCAGCCUAUCGCCGCAAGGUUCAAAUUUCAUUUCGAGGGGCCAGGCCCACCAAUCGGCUCGAUAAGCCGGAAUUCUACUUCACUCACAUUCUUAAUGUCAUUCAUGAGCACAGACCGUUCAUGGAAACCAUUCUCCAACCUCUUGCGAGAAAGAGUUCACAGAAGCUCAUUGUCGUUACUGUCAGCAGGAUUCUACAACUGUUUGGCAUAGAAUUAACGAAUAUUCUAGCAAGAGUUCAUUUACUUGCUUCUUCCCAUCCUGUCACGGAAAAUUCGAAAAACCGUCCCGGUUCUUCUGCACCAUCCCUCAUUGCUCGCUCACACAGUGUAUCAAAC
Molecule: messenger RNA, 728 nt
Organism: Cantharellus anzutake
Lineage: Eukaryota; Fungi; Basidiomycota; Agaricomycetes; Cantharellales; Hydnaceae
Exons: 4
Coding region: 226-603 (125 amino acids)
Source: RefSeq, a predicted model, not a curated record